This is a messenger RNA of Thunnus maccoyii (southern bluefin tuna), 1041 nucleotides long. Its product is annotated as chymotrypsinogen 2-like. The transcript is spliced from 7 exons. NCBI's taxonomy places the organism in Eukaryota, Metazoa, Chordata, Actinopteri, Scombriformes, Scombridae. The coding region runs from base 49 to 849 and encodes 266 amino acids. Gene Ontology annotation, biological process: proteolysis. The record is from RefSeq and is a predicted model, not a curated record. Gene Ontology annotation, molecular function: serine-type endopeptidase activity.
CGUCUGUAUAAAGGUUUGUCUCUCAGAUGGAGCUUUCAUGUUCGAGCCAUGGUCUUCCUGUGGAUCCUCUCCUGCUUCGCCUUCGUCGGCGCCGCCUACGGUCAGAGAGGUUGCGGCACUCCCGCCAUCCCCCCCGACAUCAGCGGUUACUCUGAUAUCGUGAACGGCAAGGAGGCGAAGCCUCACUCCUGGCCCUGGCAGGUGUCCCUGCAGAGAAGACCUGGUUCCCACUUCUGCGGAGGCUCCCUCAUCAACGAGAGUUGGGUGGUGACCGCCGCUCACUGUCCCAUCAGGAGGUCGACUCUUGUGGUUCUCGGCGAACACAACCUCCGCUCCUCUGCGGAAGACGUCCAGGUGAUGAGGGUCGGCCAGGCGUUCCCACAUCCCGACUACAACAGCCCCACCCGCUUUAACAACGACAUCCAGCUCAUCAAGCUGGCCAGACCCGCCCAGAUAAACAGGCGUGUUUCCCCCGUGUGCGUGGCCGAGACCAGAGACAACGUCCCUGCAGGCAUAACGUGCAUGACCACCGGCUGGGGCUGGACCAAUGGCAACGGUAACCCGGCCACCCGGCUGCAGCAGGCAGCCCUCCCCCUGCUGACCAAUAGGCGGUGCCGUCGAUUCUUCGGCAGCUCUAUCACCUCCAAGAUGAUCUGUGCCGGAGCCAACGGAACCUCCAGCUGCAGGGGCGACUCUGGAGGUCCUCUGGUCUGUCAGAAGGCUGGUGCCUGGACUCUGGUUGGUGUCGUGUCCUUUGGAAGAGUCCCCUGCAAUACCAUGACGCCUGCUGUGUACGCCCGCGUCACAGCACUGCGCGCCUGGAUAGACCGGACCAUCGCCGCCAACUGAGAGAGUUUCACUUGCUCAAAAUGAAGCUCAAUAAAACAUACAAAAUAUAAAACACACUGCUUGUUCUUAUUUAUUCACAUCAAAGUAAAAAAACUGUUCGACAUGAUGCUGUUGGAAGUCAGGAAGAGGUUAGUUUAGCAUCAAGACUGGAAGCAGGAGAAAACAGCUAGCUUAGCUUAGCAUAAAGACUGG